AUGAUGUCCACCACCUUCUUCGUUUCCAUGCUCGCCCUCGCCGGCAAUGCCUUCGCUUCUCCUGCCCUCCAGGCCCGCGACGGCGUCCAGUGCGGUGGUGUCAACUACGCUCCCAUCGGCGACGUCAAGAACUGCAUCAACUACCUCAAGAGCAAGGGCACUGAUAGCUGCAAAGUCGGCGAUGGCAACGGUGGUUUCUGCCGGGACGGAGCUGCGGUGAUCCUCGGCAGCGGAACCACUGAAACCCCUUGCCAAAACGUUGCCGCUGCUGCUGAGGCAAUCCUUGGAAGCUGCACCAAUGCCGACCAAUACGUUGGAGGUUCCUCCACCAUCGGUGGUAACAGCAACGUUGUUGUCACUGUUAGGCACGUCAACUAA
Messenger RNA from Aspergillus nidulans FGSC A4, 378 nucleotides. RefSeq lists its product as uncharacterized. The transcript is spliced from 3 exons. NCBI's taxonomy places the organism in Eukaryota, Fungi, Ascomycota, Eurotiomycetes, Eurotiales, Aspergillaceae. The record is from RefSeq and is a predicted model, not a curated record. The coding region runs from base 1 to 378 and encodes 125 amino acids.